CACACAGAAAUUUUUUCUUCGUAUUUUUUUGGUUCGCAGUUCGAUAAACAUUUUAUAAUAAUAAUUACUACACUUUCAAAAAAUCCACACACAAAAAAUAAAAAUAGGCAUUAAAAUAUUUAUAAUUUCCACGGCACCUCGGCUUAUUUUAUUCGACGACAAUUUCUUAAUGAAAACAAGGGAGUUCAAGAGACUUGCAAAAAAAAAAGUUUUUUUUUUUGUAGUAGACUAUGACUAAACAGGUUAUUUGCCUUUUUUAGUCACUCCACACCGAAAUAAAGGAAAAUAAACAAAAUAAAAGAAUAUUAAUGUUUUAAAAGUUAUUUAAAUUAAAUUUGCAAAAUUUGUGUUGAUCAAAAUUCUGGUGCAGUCGAUUUUUUCGCCCAAAAAGUGCACACACGACGAAAAAUAUGCGAGACCUUAGUUGUCGAUUGUUGUAAAUAACUUUUUAUGUGAAACACUGUUGUUGCGUCUCGCUUCGUGUAUGUGAUAAUUGAACCAAGAUCAAGUGUAGACAAAUAUUAGAUAAUAAUACGUAACUACGCGCAAGCAUUGCAAGAGGCAAAAUAAAAAAAAAAAAGUGAACGACGCUUAAAAUAAACGCAAGAAAAAAAAAUGUAUUGGAUUUCGCGUAUCGAAGGAGGUCCAAGACGCGUGAAUCAUGCAUCUGUUGCUAUCGGCGAUUACAUCUACUCGUUCGGCGGCUACUGUUCCGGCGAGGAUUACAGCACGAUACAGGUCAUGGAUGUCCAUAUGCUGAACACAAACAACCUCCGAUGGUCUCUCGUGUAUCCGCGACGCAGCGAAGAGAAAGAAUUGCACCCAAAUGUGCCGUUUCAGCGUUACGGACACAGCGCUGUCGCCUACAAACAUCGCGUUUACAUCUGGGGCGGUCGCAACGAUCAACUAGUUUGCGGAAUUCUCUUUUGCUUCGACACGCAUACGCGACGUUGGAGCAAGCCUGAUGUCUCGGGGCCCCGACCUGGGGCACGUGACGGUCAUACCGCUUCCGUAAUCGGCGAAUACAUGUACCUGUUUGGCGGCUUCGAGGAGGGCAGUGAUCAGUUUUCGCGCGAUUUGCACAUACUUAACCUCAAAACGCUCACGUGGCGCUACGUGCAAACGUUUGGCGAGCCGCCGUCCUAUCGGGACUUUCAUACGUCGACGAUAAUUCCGAGUCUGAAUCGCAUGUACAUUUUUGGGGGGCGCGGGGAUAUUCAUAGUCCGUAUCACUCGCAGGAGGAGGUUUAUUGCCCGAAAAUUGUGUAUCUCGAUUUGGCGACGAAUCAGUGGCAUAUGCCGACGACGACAGGUAGCGAGCCGCUGGGAAGGAGAAGUCAUUCAGCGUUUAUUUAUAACAAUCGUAUUUUUAUAUUUGGCGGCUACAACGGGAAACUCGAUACACACUUUAACGACUUGCAUUGCUUUGAUCCGUCAACCAAUGUAUGGCGUCUCGUAAGGACUCACGGAACCCCGCCUAACGCUCGACGAAGACAAUCAUGUUUAGUAAUAGGAAGGAAAAUGUUUUUAUUUGGUGGCACAUGUCCACAAUAUCUCGAUCCGUUGGACCUGCGAACAUCGCUCGUCGACUACAACGAUACGCAUGUACUGGAUUUUUUUCCCACCCUCAAAACACUUGCAAUAAUGUCUGUGAUUGAAAAUAAUUUAGACCAAACGUGGUUACCGCAGGGCAUUCGAUGGGACAUUCGGAUGCUGACGCAGCCCAACUCGAUUUCACGUCCCUUCAAUCAUUUGGGCUAACAGUUCAACUGGUUCUUCGAUGUCGACCAAAGGAUGCGCAUUUUAAGGUUGCUUUUUUAAUGAUGAAGAAUUUCGUAGUUUACACACACACACAAGAAGGAAGAAGCAUACGUAUCACGGCAUUUUUACGGAAAAGAGAAAAAAACGACGUAGAAGCAAAAUUAACUCUAGCAACGAACGUGCCACAAGAAUUUCAUAGUCAUCAUCAUAAUCAUCAAAGCAAAAAACUUUUUUUUUAUUAUCAAGGAGAAAUCGCAAAUUUAGCUUACAUGACGAAGCACAUGAGGAAUCAACUCAACAUUGGCAAUCAUCUAGACUUAUUAAAAAAAAAAUAUCAAAAAUCUAGUCAACAAGGGCUUUUCGUCCCUUUUAUUAUAUAAAAUUAAUUAAACAUUAGAAUUAAGCAAACCGCAUCAAAAAAAAACCACAAUCAUGAUCUCACAAAGAGAAACAUUUUUUUUUUGUAAUUGAAAACUUUUUUUUUCACGCGCAACGCAUUUACAAUUACGAAAAGGGAAAAAAAUUA
Culicoides brevitarsis is the source of this 2287-nucleotide messenger RNA. RefSeq names its product kelch domain-containing protein 3. Lineage: Eukaryota; Metazoa; Arthropoda; Insecta; Diptera; Ceratopogonidae. Gene Ontology annotation, cellular component: cytoplasm. Gene Ontology annotation, molecular function: protein binding; chromatin binding. Bases 616 to 1761 code for a protein of 381 amino acids. The record is from RefSeq and is a predicted model, not a curated record. The transcript has 3 exons.